Messenger RNA from Sapajus apella (tufted capuchin), 8121 nucleotides. It is a transcript of the gene PBRM1, whose product is annotated as polybromo 1. Gene Ontology annotation, molecular function: chromatin binding; protein binding. Gene Ontology annotation, cellular component: RSC-type complex. Gene Ontology annotation, biological process: chromatin remodeling. Bases 356 to 5437 code for a protein of 1693 amino acids. The record is from RefSeq and is a predicted model, not a curated record. NCBI's taxonomy places the organism in Eukaryota, Metazoa, Chordata, Mammalia, Primates, Cebidae. The transcript is spliced from 33 exons.
GAGGUGAGGGCGGCGGGUGCCGGAGCGACGGCAGCGGCCGCGGCUGGAAGAGGUAUAGCAGCAGCCGUGGCGGCCACGGGGCGGGGCGCGGCGGUCAGUGACCGCGGCCGGGGCUGCAGGCGGCGGAGCGGCUGGCUUGCCAACAGUUGGUGUCACAUGUGAGCCUCCCACAUGUAUUCACUCUUCAUUCCAGCUCUGUGAUUGAACUCUGCUCUUAUUGACUAGGGGGCAGUUGGGCAGGCAUGCUUCAUUCCUGGAAUUGACAGUCAUUCCUAAUUUUUGAAAAUACUAACACUGAAUCAGUACUUCUAAAGCCCUUCCUUCUCCCACUGGCUUCACUUGGCCUUCAGACAUAAUGAGGAGACUGGCUUUUCGAGGCGCUGGUUGUGCUCUGGUAAAGCUGAAGAAGUUGGAUUCCAUGGGUUCCAAGAGAAGAAGAGCUACCUCCCCUUCCAGCAGUGUCAGCGGGGAUUUUGAUGAUGGGCACCAUUCUGUGUCCACACCAGGCCCAAGCAGGAAAAGGAGGAGACUUUCCAAUCUUCCAACUGUAGAUCCUAUUGCCGUGUGCCAUGAACUUUAUAACACCAUCCGAGACUAUAAGGAUGAACAGGGCAGACUUCUCUGUGAGCUCUUCAUUAGGGCACCAAAGCGAAGAAAUCAACCAGACUAUUACGAAGUGGUUUCUCAGCCCAUUGAUUUGAUGAAAAUCCAGCAGAAACUAAAAAUGGAAGAGUAUGAUGAUGUUAAUUUGCUGACUGCUGACUUCCAGCUCCUUUUUAACAAUGCAAAGGCCUAUUAUAAGCCAGAUUCUCCUGAAUAUAAAGCUGCUUGCAAACUCUGGGAUUUGUACCUUCGAACAAGAAAUGAGUUUGUUCAGAAAGGAGAAGCAGAUGAUGAAGAUGAUGAUGAAGAUGGGCAAGACAAUCAAGGCACAAUGACUGAAGGAUCUUCUCCAACUUACUUGAAGGAGAUCCUGGAGCAGCUUCUUGAAGCCAUAGUUGUAGCUACAAAUCCAUCAGGACGUCUCAUUAGCGAACUUUUUCAGAAACUGCCUUCUAAAGUGCAAUAUCCAGAUUAUUAUGCAAUAAUUAAGGAGCCUAUAGAUCUCAAGACCAUUGCUCAGAGGAUACAGAAUGGAAGCUACAAAAGUAUUCAUGCAAUGGCCAAAGAUAUAGAUCUCCUAGCAAAAAAUGCCAAAACUUAUAAUGAGCCUGGUUCUCAAGUAUUCAAGGAUGCAAAUUCAAUUAAAAAAAUAUUUUACAUGAAAAAGGCCGAAAUUGAACAUCAUGAAAUGGCUAAGUCAAGUCUUCGAAUGAGUAAUAAAAGAGCAGUACAAGGAGGUCGUUUAUCAGCAAUUACGAUGGCACUUCAGUAUGGCUCAGAAAGUGAAGAAGAUGCUGCUUUAGCUGCUGCACGUUAUGAAGAGGGAGAGUCAGAAGCAGAAAGCAUCACUUCCUUUAUGGAUGUUUCAAAUCCUUUUUAUCAGCUUUAUGACACAGUUAGGAGUUGUCGGAAUAACCAAGGGCAGCUAAUAGCUGAACCUUUUUUCCAUUUACCCUCAAAGAAAAAAUACCCUGAUUAUUACCAGCAAAUUAAAAUGCCCAUAUCACUGCAACAGAUCCGAACAAAGCUGAAGAAUCAAGAAUAUGAAACUUUAGAUCAUUUGGAGUGUGAUCUGAAUUUAAUGUUUGAAAAUGCCAAACGCUAUAAUGUGCCCAAUUCAGCCAUCUACAAGCGAGUUCUAAAAUUGCAGCAAGUUAUGCAGGCAAAGAAGAAAGAGCUUGCCAGGAGAGACGAUAUUGAAGAUGGAGACAGCAUGAUCUCUUCAGCCACCUCUGAUACUGGUAGUGCCAAAAGAAAAAGGAACACUCAUGACAGUGAGAUGUUGGGUCUCAGGAGGCUAUCCAGUAAAAAGAACAUAAGAAAGCAGCGAAUGAAAAUCUUAUUCAAUGUUGUUCUUGAAGCUCGAGAGCCAGGUUCAGGCAGAAGACUUUGUGACCUAUUUAUGGUUAAACCAUCCAAAAAGGACUAUCCUGAUUAUUAUAAAAUCAUCUUGGAGCCAAUGGACUUGAAAAUAAUUGAGCAUAACAUCCGUAAUGACAAAUAUGCAGGUGAAGAGGGAAUGAUAGAAGACAUGAAGCUGAUGUUCCGGAAUGCCAGGCACUACAACGAGGAGGGCUCCCAGGUAUACAAUGAUGCACAUAUCCUGGAGAAGUUACUCAAGGAGAAAAGGAAAGAGCUGGGCCCACUACCAGAUGAUGAUGACAUGGCUUCUCCCAAACUCAAGCUGAGUAGGAAGAGUGGCAUUUCUCCCAAAAAAUCAAAAUACAUGACUCCAAUGCAGCAGAAACUCAAUGAGGUCUAUGAAGCUGUAAAGAACUAUACUGAUAAAAGGGGUCGCCGCCUCAGUGCCAUAUUUCUGAGGCUUCCCUCCAGAUCUGAGUUGCCUGACUACUAUCUGACUAUUAAAAAGCCCAUGGACAUGGAAAAAAUUCGAAGUCAUAUGAUGGCAAACAAGUACCAAGAUAUUGACUCUAUGGUUGAGGACUUCGUCAUGAUGUUUAAUAAUGCCUGUACAUACAAUGAGCCUGAGUCUUUGAUCUACAAAGAUGCUCUUGUCCUACACAAAGUCCUGCUUGAAACACGCAGAGACCUGGAGGGAGAUGAGGAUUCUCAUGUCCCAAAUGUGACUUUGCUGAUUCAAGAGCUUAUCCACAAUCUUUUUGUGUCAGUCAUGAGUCAUCAGGAUGAUGAGGGAAGAUGCUACAGUGAUUCUUUAGCAGAAAUUCCUGCUGUGGAUCCCAACUUUCCUAACAAACCACCCCUUACGUUUGACAUAAUUAGGAAGAAUGUUGAAAAUAAUCGCUAUCGACGGCUUGAUUUAUUUCAAGAACAUAUGUUUGAAGUAUUGGAAAGGGCAAGAAGGAUGAAUCGGACAGAUUCAGAAAUAUAUGAAGAUGCGGUAGAACUUCAGCAGUUUUUUAUUAAAAUUCGUGAUGAGCUCUGCAAAAAUGGAGAGAUCCUUCUUUCACCAGCACUCAGCUAUACCACAAAACAUUUGCAUAAUGAUGUGGAGAAAGAGAAAAAGGAAAAAUUGCCAAAAGAAAUAGAGGAAGAUAAACUAAAAAGAGAAGAAGAAAAAAGAGAAGCUGAAAAGAGUGAAGAUUCCUCUGGUGCUGCAGGCCUCUCAGGCUUACAUCGCACAUACAGCCAGGACUGUAGCUUUAAGAACAGCAUGUACCAUGUUGGAGAUUAUGUCUAUGUGGAACCCGCAGAGGCCAACCUACAGCCACAUAUAGUCUGUAUUGAAAGACUAUGGGAGGAUUCAGCUGGUGAAAAAUGGUUGUAUGGCUGUUGGUUUUACCGACCAAAUGAAACAUUCCACCUGGCUACACGAAAAUUUCUGGAAAAAGAAGUUUUUAAGAGUGACUAUUACAACAAAGUUCCCGUUAGUAAAAUUCUAGGCAAGUGUGUGGUCAUGUUUGUCAAGGAAUACUUUAAAUUAUGCCCAGAAAACUUCCGAGAUGAAGAUGUUUUUGUCUGUGAAUCACGGUAUUCUGCCAAAACCAAAUCUUUUAAGAAAAUUAAACUGUGGACCAUGCCCAUCAGCUCAGUUAGGUUUGUCCCUCGGGAUGUGCCUCUGCCUGUGGUUCGCGUGGCCUCUGUAUUUGCAAAUGCAGAUAAAGGUGAUGAUGAGAAGAAUACAGACAACUCAGAGGACAGUCGAGCAGAAGACAAUUUUAACUUGGAAAAGGAAAAAGAAGAUGUCCCUGUGGAAAUGUCCAAUGGUGAACCAGGUUGCCACUACUUUGAGCAGCUCCAUUACAAUGACAUGUGGCUGAAGGUUGGCGACUGUGUCUUCAUCAAGUCCCAUGGCCUCGUGCGUCCUCGCGUGGGCAGAAUCGAAAAAGUAUGGGUUCGAGAUGGAGCUGCAUAUUUUUAUGGCCCCAUCUUCAUUCACCCAGAAGAGACGGAGCACGAGCCCACAAAAAUGUUCUACAAAAAAGAAGUAUUUCUGAGUAAUCUGGAAGAAACCUGCCCCAUGACAUGUAUUCUUGGAAAGUGUGCUGUAUUGUCAUUCAAGGACUUCCUCUCCUGCAGGCCAACUGAAAUACCAGAAAAUGACAUUCUGCUUUGUGAGAGCCGCUACAAUGAGAGCGACAAGCAGAUGAAGAAAUUCAAAGGAUUGAAGAGAUUUUCACUCUCUGCUAAAGUGGUAGAUGAUGAAAUUUACUACUUCAGAAAACCGAUUGUUCCUCAGAAGGAGCCAUCACCUUUGUUGGAAAAGAAGAUCCAAUUGCUAGAAGCUAAAUUUGCCGAGUUAGAAGGUGGAGAUGAUGAUAUUGAAGAGAUGGGAGAAGAAGAUAGUGAGGCCAUUGAACCUCCUUCUCUACCUCAGCUUCAGACCCCCCUGGCCAGUGAGCUGGACCUCAUGCCCUACACACCCCCACAGUCUACCCCAAAGUCUGCCAAAGGCAGUGCAAAGAAGGAAGGCUCCAAACGGAAAAUCAACAUGAGUGGCUACAUCCUGUUUAGCAGUGAGAUGAGGGCUGUGAUUAAGGCCCAACACCCAGACUACUCUUUCGGGGAGCUCAGCCGCCUGGUGGGGACAGAAUGGAGAAACCUUGAGACAGCCAAGAAAGCAGAAUAUGAAGAGCGGGCAGCUAAAGUUGCUGAGCAGCAGGAGAGAGAGCGAGCAGCACAGCAACAGCAGCCGAGUGCUUCUCCCCGAGCAGGCACCCCUGUGGGGGCUCUCAUGGGGGUGGUGCCACCACCAACACCAAUGGGGAUGCUCAAUCAGCAGUUGACACCUGUUGCAGGCAUGAUGGGUGGCUAUCCGCCAGGCCUUCCACCUUUGCAGGGCCCAGUUGAUGGCCUUGUUAGCAUGGGCAGCAUGCAGCCACUUCACCCUGGGGGGCCUCCACCCCACCAUCUUCCGCCAGGUGUGCCUGGCCUCCCAGGCAUCCCACCACCGGGUGUGAUGAACCAAGGAGUGGCCCCUAUGGUAGGGACUCCAGCACCAGGUGGAAGUCCAUAUGGACAACAGGUGGGAGUUUUGGGGCCUCCUGGGCAGCAGGCACCACCUCCAUAUCCCAGCCCACAUCCAGCCGGACCCCCCGUCAUACAGCAGCCAACAACACCCAUGUUUGUAGCUCCCCCACCAAAGACCCAGCGGCUUCUUCACUCAGAGGCCUACCUGAAAUACAUUGAAGGACUCAGUGCCGAGUCCAACAGCAUUAGCAAGUGGGAUCAGACACUGGCAGCUCGAAGACGUGAUGUCCAUUUGUCAAAAGAACAGGAGAGCCGCCUACCCUCUCACUGGCUGAAAAGCAAAGGGGCCCACACCACCAUGGCAGAUGCCCUCUGGCGCCUUCGAGAUUUGAUGCUCCGGGACACCCUCAACAUUCGCCAAGCAUACAACCUAGAAAACGUUUAAUCACAUAAUUACGUUUCUUUUUUAUAGAAGCAUAAAGAGUUGUGGAACAGUAGCCAUUUUAGUUACUGGGGGUGGGGGGAAGGAACAAAGGAUAAUUUUUAUUGCAUUUUACUGUACAUCACAAGGCCAUUUUUAUAUAAGGACACUUUUAAUAAGCUAUUUCAAUUUGUUUUUGUUAUAUUAAGUUGACUUUAUCAAAUACACAAAGAUUUUUUUGCAUAUGUUUCCUUAGUUUAAAACCAGUUUCAUAAUUGGUUGUAUAUGUAGACUUGGAGUUUUAUCUUUUUACUUGUUGCCAUGGAACUGAAACCAUUAGAGGUUUUGUCUUGGCUUGGGGUUUUUGGUUUUUUUUUUUUUUUUUUGGUUUUGGGUUUUUUUAUAUAUAUAAAAGAACAAAAUGAACAAAAAAAAAGUACACACACACACACGAGUUUACAGAUUAGUUUAAAUUGAUAAUGAAAUGUGAAGUUUGUCCUAGUUUACAUCUUAGAGAGGGGAGUGUACUUGUGUUUGUUUCAUGUGCCUGAAUAUCUUAAGCCACUUUCUGCAAAAGCUGUGUCUUACAGCUGAAGUGCAUUCUUUGAAAGGUGGUUAUUUAAGUUUUAGACAUUUGAUAGACAUGGCACAUUUGGUCUGUUAACUCAGAGGCUCACUACAGAAAUCUGUAAUCAGUGCUGUGCAUCUGUCUGCAGAUAAUAUGCCUCCUGCACACCAGGAGGGGAAAAAGCACCUUUUCUUGUGCUGAAUUAGGCACCUAUGAGGUAGACGAUGGUGUCAGUGAUUUUUGCAGAACAUGUGCACAACCCUGAGGUAUAUUUAGUCUCAGCAGGUACGUUUAAGGGUAUUUUGAUCUAUUUAUAAUGAAUUCACAAUGUAUGCCUAUAAAUACCAGAUGAUUUAAAAUUUUAAACCUGUUACAUUGAAGUUCAUCUUGAAGAAAGCAUUAAGGUAUGCAUCGAGGUGAUUUAUUUUUAAACAUAACACCUAACCUAACUUGGGGAAGUGAAUGUGUAACUAGAUAUGAGCUGUAUAAGAAGCAUAAUUGUGAAUGGGUAGAUUGCUUUCUUAUACUACAAGUAUGUUUUAGUAUUCUUUAUUUCCUUAUUAUCAGAUGUGUUUUUUUUUUUUUAAGUUUCAACGUUGUUGUAAUUCUCAACCAGAAAUUUAAUACUUUCUAAAAUAUUUUUAAAAUUUAGCUUGUGCUUUUGAAUUGCAGAAGGGAAUCAUAAUUUAAUAAAAUGCUCAUUAGAAGGACCAUUACAGAUCCCAGACACUUGGGUUUGGUGACCCUCUUUCUUAUAUGACCCUAGAAUAAACAUUUGAAGGCAGCAUAGGAUGGCAGACAGUAGGAACACUGUUUCACUUAGCGGCAUGUUUUUGAAACCUGCUUUAUUACUGGGUGGUUGCCAUUGUGGCAGAGCUUCCACUUCUGUUUAUAAGCUGAGAGUCACUCUCAGAGGAUGCUUUUUUCCUUUUAAUCUGCUAUGAAUCAAUACCCAGAUGUUUAAUUACUGUACUUAUUAAAUCAUGAGGGCAAAAGAGUGUAGAAUGGAAAAAAGUCUCUUGUAUCUAGAUACUUUAAAUACAGGAGGCCCUUUAACUUAAUUGCCUUUAGUCAACCACUGGAUUUCAAUUUGCAUCAAGUAUUUUAAAUAAUUUUGAAUUUUAAAAAAUGUAUUGCAGUAGUGUGUCAGUACCUUACUGUUAAACUGAGUCAGAUAAAUCUUCAGUUCCUGGUUAUUUGGGCAGUUGAAUCAUCAUGGACUGUAUAAUGCAAUCAGAUUAUUUUGUUUCUAGACAUCCUUGAAUUACACCAAAGAACAUGAAAUUUAGUUGUGGUUAAAUUAUUUAUUUAUUUCAUGCAUUCAUUUUAUUUCCCUUUAAGGUCUGGAUGAGACUUCUUUGGGGAGCCUCUGAAAAAAACUCUUCACUGGGGGCCACGUGGGUCAUUAGAAGCCUCCAGGCUCCUUCCCAGUGCCUAGAGGUGCUGUAGGAAACAGAGAUCCAGCCAGGGGCUUCCCUAAGGCAGUGCGGCACUGGCCCAGGGCAUAACUAGACAGGCCCUAAUUAAGUUAAAAAAAAAAAAAAAGGCCUAUAUAUUUAUUUUAGAAUCAUGUCUUUCUGUAUAUUAACUUGGAGGAUAUCCAUUAAUAUUUAGGAUAUAAGAUUUGAGGUCAGCCAUCUUCAAAAAAGAAAAACCAAAAAAAAAAAAUUCUGACUUAAGAAAGUACAAGUAAACUAUACAUCUUUUUUUCAUAAGUUUUAGGAACUAGUAACAUGGCUUAGAAAGUAUAAUGGACUAAAUGUUUUCAAAAUGUAAGUUCCUGUGGAGAAUUGUUUAUAUUUCGGGUGGGGGGACGGAGGGGAAACUAUAGGUUUAAAAUAGUAUGUUUGUCAGCCAACUGAUUUAAAAGGCCUUUAACUGUUUUUUUUUUUAAAACGCACUCUUCCCUUCCUAUGAGGAAGAAUUGAGGGGGGCACUUAUUUCUGUAAAAUCCCCAAAUUGGUGUUGAUGACUUUUGAGCUUGAAUGUUUUCAGACCUGAUUAAAACUUGGUUUAUUCUAAUUUCUGUAUCAUAUCAUCUGAGGUUUACGUGGUAACUAGUCUUAUAACAUGUAUGUAUCAUUUUUUGUUGUUCAUCUAAAGCUUUUUAAUCCAAAUAAAAAUGGAGUUUGCAAAGUGA